AUGGCGCGUCGAUCAGCUCGUCUGCUCAAGCGCGAGACUACGCCCUCCGAAGAUAGUUGGCACACUGCCUCGUCGCCCAACUUGGGCCUUCCAGAUCUUCCAGAAUUGCCAGAGCCUGGUAUGGCGCGGAAGACGCCCUCGAACGCCUCUGCAGGCCCCAAGGCCCAGUCAAAGUUACCGCAAGCGGCCGCGACACCCACACCUCAUAAGAGCAAAUCAACCAAGUCGCUCAUUGAUGACGCCAAGAGCCAAACACCCAAAGAUCGCACUCCGAUCAAGCCGGCAGGACAGGAGAUGCAUCCAGCGCAUCACCACGCGAGCACAGCCAAGAUCCUAGAUGAGGCGCGCUGGCUCGGUUUUCAGUCACUGGGUACCGCGCCAUCCAAAGCGACCGGCCUGGCGGGUCAGGCAACGCCCUCGAAGACUCCUGUAGCUGCCUCUUCGAUGGCCAAUGUUGGGUCAUCGCCUGACUUCCGCUUCCGCUUCAAGUCGCCUUUCUCGAAACAAGACGAAGCCACGCUGAGCCCAAGCUCGCGCAACAUCCUGAAAGACGCUGGGAUCGCAGGCACUCCUGGUGGUGGUAGCCGUGCUCUGUUCGGCACGAGCGAGUGGUCCUCCAAGGUCGACGUGUCUCCCCAGCGCAAGAUGGCCGAAGCCAAGGGCAAGAUGGCUCGCUUCAGCGACGUACAUAUGAAGCAGUUCAAGAACAUGGACUCCAUCGCGAACCACCCGUCAGCUUUCCGCGCCGACCCGACACGAUUCAAGCCCGUCGUAGGCCAGUCGCUCAAGAAGUCGCCCUCGAAACCAGAGCUCGCGAACCCGGAGACAAACAAACUCAAGCGUACACAGUCGAAGGCCGAUAUGGCGGAGCCGAGCUCGAGUGCCGCUGGUGGUCUAAAGCGCACACAGUCGAAGAUGGACCUCGCAGGAUCUGGAAGCAAGAUUCCCCCAACCCCGUUGAAGCGCACUCAAUCCAAGAUGGACCUCACCGGAUCUGCCCUGCCACGCUCCCAGUCAACAGCUCGCAUGGCUCCUCCUACACGCGAUGGACGACCGGCCUCCCGCGACGGCGACGGCGACCGUAAUCCGGUAGCUAAGCGUGUCAAGCGCACCGAGUCUGACGAUGCUGCCACCACCCGCCCUGCGUCUCGUGAAAAGAUGUCCGAUGUCCCAGCCCGCGCAGCUGCUACUCCGGCCCGCAAGAAGACAUCUCAAACUGCACUUCCUCGUCUAGCUGCGCGAUUGAUGACGCCUACAAAGUCGUCUAUUGCGCGUUCACAGAGCGUCAAGACUCUGAAGACGACAUCGAUGAUUCCAACCCUAGGAAAGUCGCCUUCCACGAACAACCUGGGAGCUUCGCCAUCUGUCAAUCGUAGCUUCGAGUCGUCCUCUGCCCGUAAUACCUUCUCUCCUCCUAGCAACAUUGGCCAUCUGCAGACUUUGAGGGACAAUGCACGCGAGAGCAUGCGCAAGGCAAGCAGCAACUUGCAGCGCGUCCGGUCAAUUCUUCGCACGCCAAACCGCAAAUUCUCGGACGAUCCUAGCAAAAUCGCGGCAGGCACUCACAUGUCACCCCCGACCAUGAGCCUCGACAAAGCACCGUCCCUGGUUCCUGCUACAGCUCCUGUGAAGAAGCAAGUCAACUUCAGCAGUAGUACUUUGGAGCGCGCGUCGCACGACGAGCUGGGCAAAUCACCGUCCCCGAUGAAGUUCAGGGCAGGCAGUGAAGUGCCUGCUGGUGCCGUGAUCUAUCCUAGUCUCGGCUCAGGAGCACACAAUGGCCCAGAUCUUUCUCAAGAGAUUGAAACUCUGACCGCUUCUCCAUCUCGUCGCCUCACGUUCGGUGGUGAAGCUCCUAAUCAUCCACGUUCCUUUUCCUUCGAGUCCGGCAGCACUGUCAACUUCGGCCCUGUACCGACUGGCACGAUCCGUAUGGUACGUCCGAGCGAUGCGUCUUCUCUUGUCGACGGCACCAAGCGCAAGUUGGAGACCCUACAGGAGACAUCUGACAAGGAGAACGAUGGACCCAACGACGACGACAUGCGCUCCAACAAGAAGAUGAAGCGGACACCUGCACCCGCUCCAAAGGCCCCUGCCAGCGCAAGCAAGCCAGCUCGCCACACCCCAGGACGUACGGGCGCUAUCAGCAAGUCAAGGCUCGCCUUCCUUGCUACGCCUAAACGAAGCAGGGCGUAA
Molecule: messenger RNA, 2196 nt
Organism: Alternaria incomplexa
Lineage: Eukaryota; Fungi; Ascomycota; Dothideomycetes; Pleosporales; Pleosporaceae
Exons: 5
Coding region: 1-2196 (731 amino acids)
Source: RefSeq, a predicted model, not a curated record